AGCUGGUUCCUGUUCAGUCCAAGCAAAAGGUAAAAGAGAGGACUGCAAUUCAUAAGGCCAGAACUGAAAAACACUGAGAGGCAACCUAGAGGAGGCCAUCACUGCCUCUCUGAUGGUAACACCAUAUGAACAACUUCUUACCUGCUGGAAGAGUGGCAAAUUAUUACAGCCUGAAAACUGUUUUAGCAGUGUCAGAGUUCUGCUGGGUCCCCAAAAUUGCCUGAAAUUUCUCCCUGGCACCCAUUUCCUGUAUAUAACAAUCAGACUUCAGUAAUCAUGAGUUUUCUAUGUGUUUUCUGAUGUAAAAGCCUACAUAACGUCUUUUGGAUUCAUCAUGCAUGGACCAAAGAUCCCGUGGAGAACCCUGCCAGAAUGACCAGCAGUCACACAGACUGUCAUUACUGCCUGCAGUCUCUUCGUGGAAGGAAGUAUGCAUUAAGAGAAGAAAACGCUUAUUGUGUUUCAUGUUAUGACAGCCUGUUUGCCAGCCCCUGUGAAGAGUGCAAGCAGCCUAUUGAGUGUGAUUCCAAGGAUCUGGCCUACAAAGGCCGCCACUGGCAUGAGGGGUGCUUCAAGUGUGCCAAAUGCAGUCGUUCACUGGUGGAGAAACCAUUUGCUGCCAAAGACGAGGUCUUGCUGUGUACUGAAUGCUAUUCUGAUGAGUAUUCAUCUAAGUGUUUCCACUGCCAGAAGACCAUUAUGCCUGGUUCCCGUAAAAUGGAAUUUAAGGGAAGUUCCUGGCAUGAAUCCUGUUUUGUUUGCCAGUAUUGCCGGCAACCAUUGGGAAUCAAACCAUUCAUCACCAAAGACAAUGAGAACUACUGUGUGCCCUGUUUUGAGAAGCAAUUUGCUCACCAUUGCUACUCUUGCAAAAAGGUAAUAACUUCUGGGGGAGUGACUUACCAUGACCAGCCUUGGCAUAAAGAAUGCUUUGUAUGCGCUGGGUGUAAAACACAGCUGUCUGGACAAAGGUUUAUUUCCAAAGAUGAGUAUCCAUACUGUGUAGACUGUUUCAGCAAACUGUAUGCUAAGAAGUGUGCUGCUUGCAAGAAACCUAUUACAGCUCCUGGAAGUGCCAAAUUUAUCUCCUUUGAAGAGCGCCAGUGGCAUGGGGAAUGCUUUAACUGUGCGAAAUGCUCUGUUUCACUGGUGGGCCAGGGAUUCCUCACUCAGCAGGAUGAUGUCCUUUGCCAUGAAUGUGGCUCUGCUUCAUAGUUCUGUGGAGAGCUGUACAGCUGCAUUAUUCUUACUUAGUAACAAUGUACUUCGUUACUCUGCAUUAAGAAAACCAUGUAAGAGGUAUAACAGUUAUUUAGUCAUAGAAUCAUAGAAUAGUUAGGGUUGGAAAGGACCUUAAGAUCAUCUAGUUCCAACCCCCCUGCCAUGGGCAGGGACACCUCACACUAAACCAUAUUACCCAAGGCUCUGUCCAACCUGGCCUUGAACACUGCCAGGGAUGGAGCAUUCACAGUCUCCCUGGGCAGCCCAUUCCAGUGCCUCACCACCUUCACAGUAAAGAAUUUCCUCCUUAUAUCCAAUCUAAACUUCCCCUGUUUAAGUUUUAACCCAUAACCCUUUGUCCUGUCACUACAGUCCCUAAUGAAGAGUCCCUCUCCAGCAUCCCUAUAGGCCCCCUUCAGAUAUUGGAAGGCUGCUAUGAGGUCUCCAUGCAGCCUUCUCUUCUCCAGGCUGAACAGCCCCAACUUUCUCAGCCUGUUUUCACACGGGAGGUGCUCCAGUCCCCUGAUCAUCCUUGUGGCCCUCCUCUGGACUUGUUCCAACAGUUCCAUGUCCUUUUUAUGUUGAGGACACCAGAACUGCACACAAUACUCCAGGUGAGGUCUCACAAGAGCAAAGGGGCAGGAUUGCCUCCUUUGACCUGCUGGUCAUGCUGUUUUUGAUGCAGCCCAGGAUACGGUUGGCUCUCUGGGCUGUGAAAGUAAUCAUUCAAGUAUCUUUCCAAUAGCAGUUUAAUUCUAUCACAGCUCUCAACUGCUUAUAAAAAAAAAUUAAACAGCCCCAAUACUGGUUAAAAAAAAAUAACACAGAAAAGAUUCGUGCACAUUUAAAAUCUAACUGCAGUGUGUUUUGCAGUAUGUUUUACAGUAUGUUUCUCCUUGUAACACACUGCACUCUGCUGUUAGAAGCUCAAAAAUUUACAUUUCAAGUCCCUUAAACCAAAGAGCAUUCUGAAAAGUUUAUAUGGUAUAUAACUAAGAAUGAGGCAUUAGCACUGCUUCACAGGUGCAGACCUUGGUGUAGAAAGCUGGGCAUGUGCAUUUUUCUUUGGAUCGUCACACUGAUGAGAAAACCUUGUAAAUAUCAACUUCCUGCAUACUUUAGGAAAAAAAAGCUGCCAACAAAGCAGGCAGAAACUGGGAGGAAAGGGUACUUUUACAAAGAGGGCUUCCAAGAGCCAGGGCCAGAUAAAGACAAAAAAGGCUAUUUUCCUGUGCUUACUGAGAUUGCUCCUCAGAAACACUGUCUUUAGUCAUCCAAAGAACUUGACAGACAGGUCUUCUCCCAAAACUGGGUGACUGUACUUAAUUUUUCAGGCAUAACUGCUUUAUAACCUAAAGAAACACAUAUUUUGAGCUACUGCAAGAGAUUAAGGUUGUCUGAGAUUGGCUAGUGCUGAUGUACACUUUCCCACAGUUAAUAUGCCUUAAGACUCUGCCUCCAUUGUCUUCACUCGACCUUCAAAUAAUACACACACACAAAAUACAUAUUUUUAUUAGUAGACACAAGAGACAAUCCAUAGUUAUCCCUUCAACCAUGUACUUCUCCACUCAAAAUCCAUUUGACAGCAAUCAAAUUAUAGUAAAUGGCCUUACCAUUUCCACACUGUGAGGUCUUUGAAGCAGAGCGUACCCCUUUUCUUUUAAAUAUGUGCUUGUCUAUAGCAGACUAUAAUCUCUUCAAAAUGGAUACUGACUCAUUUUGCCAUGUGCCACAUCCAUUUGCCAAUAUUAUGUCACGAGCUGGUAAUGUUGUCAUUGAAAGCUAGACACUCCUUGCUUGUAGUACAAGGUAUUAGUUUCUAGGUAGCUGGCUUUGAGAAGGUUAUACCUGUUUGAUGAGCUUCAGCACUCAAUUGUCUAUUAUUAAAGGUCAUGUAGAGCUGAGUUACAAGCAUUUCUCUUCUUCCUUCAUCAAUGCUGUGUAUUGCAGUGGCUUGAUUCAUGUUACAGUGUCUGUACCAGGCUGAUGUGAACUGUGCAGUGAUAUUAAGAAUGGCAGAUUUUGCACCGCGCAGCACUUGUUUAGUCCUCAUCUCACACAUCUCUAAGGCAUACAUUCUCCUUUAGACUCUGACCUUAAGUACCUAGAGUUAUUUGGCUGACUUGAGUGGGCUUUAUUCAUACUGAAUGACAGCCAUUGCUUUAGGUAGAAAUGUAAAAAAAUAAAAAAGUAAAAUAAUGGCGUGUGUGCAUAGCUAAGCCCCAGCUGAACGGCAGUGGCAUAAAAUCAAUGUGGGUAAUGACUGACCAACAAGUACAUAGCAGUCUGGUUUCCAGUCAAUAAAAUAUUGAUCUUUUGUUCUA
Pezoporus occidentalis (night parrot) is the source of this 3545-nucleotide messenger RNA. RefSeq names its product four and a half LIM domains 5 (gene FHL5). The coding region runs from base 373 to 1215 and encodes 280 amino acids. Gene Ontology annotation, molecular function: transcription coactivator activity. The transcript is spliced from 6 exons. Gene Ontology annotation, biological process: positive regulation of transcription by RNA polymerase II. The record is from RefSeq and is a predicted model, not a curated record. NCBI's taxonomy places the organism in Eukaryota, Metazoa, Chordata, Aves, Psittaciformes, Psittacidae. Gene Ontology annotation, cellular component: Z disc; nucleus.